CUACUUGCUGAGCGUAACUUCUGUGCAGCCAUGCUGAAGGACAAGAAGACCAAAGUGAAGAUCACCUUCUUGGUCAUCGUUGUGGGCAUCUCAUCCAUGCUUGCAGCCGUAGUGACAGAUCAUUGGGCCGUGCUGAGCCCCAGAGUAGAAAAACUUAACACCACCUGUGAGGCAGCCCACUUUGGGCUUUGGAAGCUCUGCAAGAAGAGCAUCUUCAUUGUGGAGGAAGACCCUCAGGGCAAAGGCUGUGGCCCCAUCAGCCUGCCUGGAGUCAAGAACUGCUCCUACUUCAAACACUUUACGUCAGGGGAGGAGGCCGAAGUUUUCGAAGUCAAGACUCAAAAAGAGUACAACAUCACAGCUGCUGCUAUAGCCAUCUUCAGCCUGGCCUUCAUGACACUGGGCAGUCUGUGUCUCCUAGGGGCCUUUGGAAAUAGCAGAGACUACCUACUAAGACCGGCUGGCAUGUUCUUCGCGUUUGCAGGUCUCUGCAUAGUCAUUUCAGUGGAGGUCAUGAGACAGUCUGUCAAACGCAUGAUUGACAGCGAUGAAACCAUCUGGAUCGAGUACUACUACUCGUGGUCCUUUGCAUGCGCCUGCGCUGCCUUCAUCCUGUUGUUCCUCAGCGGGAUCACCCUGCUGAUCAUCUCCAUGCCUCACAUGCCACGGAACCCGUGGGAGACCUGCAUGGACGCUGAACCUGAGCCCAUGGACUAGCAGAGCACCUUUACCAGUCAUGUCAGGGUUUGGCACACACAGCAAAUAAUGUCUACACUCAACGGCUGAACACAGAGCUGGAGUUCUAACGAUGGAAGCAAGUCCAGGACUGCAGGGGCAAAUAAAAUCGCCAUUUCUCUUUGUUCUCAGGACAAAUGAGAAACAAGACAAGCUGAUUAUGUCUCUCUCUCUCUCUCAUGUGGCUCUCAGGUCACAACCCACCAGUGCCCAAAGUCUAAAGGAACAGGAAUGUGUUCAUUCUGCUGUGGUCUCUCUUAUGUAGUUGUCAUAUCUAAGCACAACCCCAAUUCCAAAAAAGUUGGGACGCUGUGUAAAAUGUAAAUAAAAACAGAAUGCAAUGAUUUUCAAAGCUC
Messenger RNA from Ictalurus furcatus (blue catfish), 1091 nucleotides. RefSeq names its product calcium channel, voltage-dependent, gamma subunit 1b (gene cacng1b). Gene Ontology annotation, molecular function: calcium channel regulator activity; voltage-gated calcium channel activity. Gene Ontology annotation, cellular component: L-type voltage-gated calcium channel complex; membrane. The transcript is spliced from 5 exons. Bases 31 to 717 code for a protein of 228 amino acids. The record is from RefSeq and is a predicted model, not a curated record. NCBI's taxonomy places the organism in Eukaryota, Metazoa, Chordata, Actinopteri, Siluriformes, Ictaluridae. Gene Ontology annotation, biological process: calcium ion transmembrane transport; regulation of calcium ion transmembrane transport via high voltage-gated calcium channel.